This is a messenger RNA of Lactuca saligna, 1243 nucleotides long. The record is from the annotation of a GenBank genome assembly. Lineage: Eukaryota; Viridiplantae; Streptophyta; Magnoliopsida; Asterales; Asteraceae.
AGCCAAACCAAUAUGGUUUAGGAUCGCGGUCACUCCAAAAUUAGUACAAAUUGGCAACAUCCAUAUUUACUUGAACAUUAAAUGCAGAAAGUAAAUUCUCAUAGCCAUGCAGUCUACUAAAUCAUAAUAUGAUACGCAAAUAUCGAAGAGGGUACACACUUCACUUACUCCACCAUCCUUAAUUCCCCACCUUCCCAUUCCCAAAUCAACGAUGAAAUCCCACCGCCGUUUAAGUCUGCCGGAGAAUCCAGUCAACUUUAUAAAAAUCAUUCUCUCCGACGAUACUCACUCCAUAGGCAUCAGGAUGCCUAAGAAGUUUACAGAGAAUCAUGGAAAGGAUCUGUUGGAAAGAGUGAUACUGAAGGUACCAAACGGUGACGUUUGGCGAGUUGACUUACAGAAGUCAGGGGACGAGAUUUGGCUUAAAAAUGGUUGGUGGGAAUUUGCAGAGCAUUACAGUUUGAAGUAUGGGCAUUUAUUGAUGUUCAAAUAUGAAGGUUUUUCAAUAUUUGGUGUGAUUGUAUUCGAUACAAGUGCAACGGAGAUAGUUUAUCCCCCUAUGAAGAAAGAUCCACUCAGAAACUCUACAAAAGAUGUGGCAAGAAACCAUCCACAAGAAGUCAAACUUACUAAACCGAAGACUGUAAAAUUAGAAGAGGAGACAUGUUCAUCGAGUGAAGAUGAAAAAACUAGAAUCAAGAUUAAUGUUGGAGGUGGAUGUUUAAGGAAGAGGAGGGAGGACGGAAGAAGGGCAGUUGAAAGAGCUAAAGCUAAUUUCAAAAGCCAUAAACAUUUCUUCAUUGCAUAUAUCCAACAAUCAUAUGUUACUGCAUCAAGAGGACUGCCUGUAGGAGUUGAGUUCAGGAAGAAGCGUUGGAGGGGACGCAAGAAGCAUAGAAAAUAUUUGCUUAAACUUGUGAAUGAUGAUGGAAGGCCAAAAACAUGGGAGGUUAUUGCAGAUGAUACUCGCUUACAUGGUGCUGGUUGGGUGGAAUUUGUCAAGGACAAUGGUAUUACAUUUGGGGACAUAUGUGUUUUCGAGCUAAUCCAUGAACACCAAAAUGUACUUGGUGUUACCAUCCUUAAAUGUUCUCCCUAAAUUCUUCUGUUUUCAUUCGUUUUUAUCAACAUGAUGGAAUUACUCUUUUGAGGUAAUGAAAGAUAGGAUUGUUUUGUAUCGGGAUAAAACUAAACUGAGUGAUUUAAUAAUUUUGGAUUUUACCAUAUGGUUUGUAUAUUGGAA